This is a messenger RNA of Chenopodium quinoa (quinoa), 1437 nucleotides long. RefSeq names its product 26S proteasome regulatory subunit 10B homolog A-like. Bases 1 to 1203 code for a protein of 400 amino acids. The transcript is spliced from 10 exons. Gene Ontology annotation, cellular component: proteasome regulatory particle, base subcomplex; cytosolic proteasome complex. Lineage: Eukaryota; Viridiplantae; Streptophyta; Magnoliopsida; Caryophyllales; Amaranthaceae. The record is from RefSeq and is a predicted model, not a curated record. Gene Ontology annotation, biological process: positive regulation of RNA polymerase II transcription preinitiation complex assembly. Gene Ontology annotation, molecular function: ATP binding; proteasome-activating activity; ATP hydrolysis activity.
AUGUCGACGGAAGAAGACAAUCGUCGUGAACAUCGGAAACUCGUCAUUGAAGAAUUCCAUUUGAGGCGUCUUCAGCGUCAAUUGCACGAAUUUUAUAGCAGAAUAUGUAAAGAGGAGCUGGAAAUUGUAAAAAAAGAGUACAAUAAAACAGAGUUUGAUCUUAGAUAUUUACAAAGCAGUGCCAAGUUAGUCGGAAAAGUCAUUAGGCUUCUUAACAGUGAGAAAGUAAGUGUGGAAAUUAGCAACGAAGAAUGGAUCGUUGGUUGUCAUGACAAAGUGGACAAGGAGAAGCUAAUUUCUGGAACACGAGUGAUUCUUGAUAAGACUACCCUCACUAUUCUAGGAAUUCUUCCUCGUGAAGUGAGUCCUCUUGUAUACAAUAUGAUUCAUAAAGAUUCUCGAGAUAUUAGCUAUUCUGCUCUGGGAGGGCUAUCUGAUCAGAUUCGACAGCUGAAAGAAUGCAUCGAGCUUCCACUAAUGAAUCCUGAGAUUUUCAUUAGGGUGGGAAUUAAGCCCCCAAAGGGUGUUCUUCUCUAUGGGCCUCCUGGGACGGGCAAGACAAUGUUAGCUCGAGCCAUAGCGAGCAAUAUAAAAGUCAAUUUCUUACAGGCUGCUGCGAGUUCUAUUAUAAUUAGUUACAUUGGUGAGAGUGCUAGACUGAUUCGUGAAAUGUUUAAUUACGCUAGAGAUCACCAACCCUGCAUCGUCUUUAUGGACGAGAUUGAUGCUAUUGGAGGUCGACGACUAGGUGAGGAGGGUAUGACUUCUGAUCGUGAAAUUCAGAGAACUCUGCUGGAGCUACUGAAUCAGCUUGAUGGAUUUGAUCAACUAGGCAAGGUCAAAUUUAUCAUGGCAACAAACAGACCAGACGUGUUGGACCCUGCACUUCUUCGGCCUGGUCGUAUAGACAAGAAGAUUGAAAUUCCAUUGCCAAAUGAACAUUCAAGAUUGGAAAUUCUUAAAAUUCAUGCUGCUGGCAUGGCCAAGUAUGGUGAGGUCGACUAUGAAGCUGUUGUUAAACUAGCAGAGGGAUUUAAUGGGGCUGAUCUACGGAACAUGUGUACUGAAGCUGGCAUGUUUGCUAUUCGUGCAGAGAGAGAUUAUGUGAUCCAUGAAGACUUCAUUAUGGCUGUCAGGAAAUUAAACGAGGGAAAGAAAUUGGAGACACAAGCUAGUUAUAGUGCUGACUUUGGAAAGGACUGAUUAAGAACUAAGUGAAGAUUGUAUGUAAAUUUCAUAGUUGCCCCUUGUAAACAGUUAGUUUCUGUUCUUUCAUUCUUUGUACUAGUAGUAUAUUACUAGAACUUCACAAUACUUUCCUAUUAGUUUUAUUGUGUUGCUUUUUCAGCAAACAAUUUCUGUAAUUGUGUAUCAUGUAGCAACCUACUCUAUGUUACAUUUGGAAUAUGAAAAUAUGAAUGUGCAAGAAACAGUUUU